Molecule: messenger RNA, 546 nt
Organism: Symbiodinium sp. CCMP2592
Lineage: Eukaryota; Dinophyceae; Suessiales; Symbiodiniaceae
Source: the annotation of a GenBank genome assembly
AUGGCGAAGCAAUGGUUUUCUCGCGGUGAGCUUUGUGCACUGCAGCAGUCUCUGCUGCAGAGUUCGCUUCCCCCUCCUGUGGAUUGGCUGGACUUUGAGGCGGAGGCGGUGCGAGAAGCACUCUACUGGGCGAUGAAGAGUGCUGAUGAGAAUCGCGACAAGUCCGCUCGCGUCAUAGCAGCACUGUGUCUCUUAAGAUUCCAGUGGGAGGACCUUCUUAAGGAAACCGGAGCGGAUCAUGGCCAAAUGUACAACGGAUACAGCUAUGUGCCGGCAGAGCCUGAGUAUCCGCGGCUCACAGAGCAGGAGCGGGUCAGGGCGCUCACGGCAGAGUGGAGCCACAGCCGAGUCGACCGGCAGGUUCGCGAGUUGCGACAUGCUCUGAGAAUUAUCCCCGCUUAUUUCGGUUCCAACUUGAACCGAGAGUGGGAGAGCUACUUCAAAGCUGCUACGGAGCAGCUUCAGAUCACGAUGAUGCUGCUGGAAAUCGUGCACAACUUAGACUAUAGACUGCUUGAAGGCCUCGAAAUGGAGGAGAAGAGUUAG